AUGACGAGCAUCGUGUCAUCGAACCACCGUAGUUAUUGGUCGGUAGGAGGAGGAGGAGGAGGAGUUCAUAAUCAGGAACAUCUUAUUUGGGGUUUUACAAAAAGAUCGAGCAAUAAUAAGCUUCCACACUCCAGCAGAGGCCAUAAUUCUCAUUAUCAACACCAUGUUGGGGCAUAUGCACAUAGCUUGCCUCGCGGAAGAUUGAUAUUCUCAAAUGGUUCUUCUCAUUCAUCCGGUGCUUCUAGCUCCCACAAGAGAUGCAGGCCUGCGUUUGCCACUGUGGUGGAUGGUGGUGGUGAUGGUUCAGAUGAUGAUGAUGAUGAUGAUGCAGAAGAUGGAAAUAAGGAUGACCCUUAUUCUAAGGGAAGUGCAGCUGAUGGGGCAGGUAAGGAUGCAGUCAGAGAGAACCUUGAGAGAAUCGUGGGCAGAGAUGAUUCGAAGUUCAGUGGGAUAGACCUUGCCACGCUAAUCAGGAACAAGUACGGGAGGUCUUAUGAUGUUCAACUAAUAAAGAAGGAGUUCAUGGGGAGAAACCUCCUGGCUUUGAAUGUAAUGUGGAAGUAUAUGGAGCAGAGGUCGUUUCCGCUAACUGAAGAAGAGUAUUUGUUGAGACUGGACGACGUGGCUAACACAUUGAAGUGUUGGGGGGCAGUCUCCCAUAUCAGGAACAGCUUGGAGAAGUUGAAAGAGCGACCUCGCAUUGGCAAGGCAGUUAGCAUUUUCAUAGACAUGGACGAGACUGGAGGCCGUGCAAAUGAAUGGAUUUACAAGUAG
Molecule: messenger RNA, 774 nt
Organism: Linum trigynum
Lineage: Eukaryota; Viridiplantae; Streptophyta; Magnoliopsida; Malpighiales; Linaceae
Source: the annotation of a GenBank genome assembly